Messenger RNA from Verticillium nonalfalfae, 546 nucleotides. RefSeq lists its product as uncharacterized. NCBI's taxonomy places the organism in Eukaryota, Fungi, Ascomycota, Sordariomycetes, Glomerellales, Plectosphaerellaceae. Gene Ontology annotation, biological process: regulation of gene expression; maturation of 5.8S rRNA. Gene Ontology annotation, molecular function: DNA binding; RNA binding. Gene Ontology annotation, cellular component: nucleolus; exosome (RNase complex). The transcript has 3 exons. The record is from RefSeq and is a predicted model, not a curated record. The coding region runs from base 1 to 546 and encodes 181 amino acids.
AUGGAUGUCAAGACUAUCAUUCCCGACCUCGAGAGGCUGGACGGCACAAUCGACGACCUUGAGGAGUCACUGGAGCCCCUUCUCAAGGGUCUUCCUGAGAUGUCCUCAGAACUCCCGUUACUGGACAAGGCGAAGCUCAUGACCUUGACAGCUUACUCCAUCGAGUCACUUCUUUUCUCCGCUCUGCGUUUGCAAGGAGUCGAUGCCGCCAACCACGAAGUCAUGACUGAGCUCAAGCGAGUGAAGCAAUACUUUGCCAAGAUUCAGAAGGCCGAGGAGCCCCCGGCGCAGCGCACAACAUCAGUAAAUACGGAAGCAGCAACUCGCAUUCUCAAGGCCGACCUUGGCAGCAAUAGCAAGGACCUGAAGCAGAAGUUGGAAGAGAAGCUCGCGGAGGAGCGCGCCAAGGCUCUCCUCAAUUCUAUCCAAAAUAGUAAGAGGCCUGCCCAGGACGACACAAGUGCCGGCCAAGGAAAGAAGCAGCGAGGCGACGCGUCCGCAUCCAAUGGCGGAUCUCGCCAGAAGAACAAGAAGCGGAAGGCUUGA